ACCAAGUUGUCUUUUAUGUUGACAGGCUUCUUAACUUAGUUCAUCUUCUGUAGACUGGACCGACCUACGGCAGAAAAUUGAUGACUGGCUACCUGGCGACUAAAGGAGUUUUUGCUGCGGAGAAUCGUGUUGGACGAAUUCUACGUGGAAUUGAAAGACCCUACCAUGAAGCGAGAGACAGGGGUCUGCGGAACUUUAACCCAGUGCCCUACCAUGCUGCCUAUAUGGGUCAUAAACUCCAUUUAGAUCAAAACGAAAAAUUAGCAAUGUUUGGGGUGACCCAUGUUAUUGCAGUGGAUGGGUACAGUAGCAAAGUCGUGGCUCAUGCAACAAUGCCAGUGAAGAAUAACCUCACCAUUUAUGAGGAAGUCUAUAGGACUGCUGUUGUCAACCACGGGAUGUGGGACCAGGUGAGAGUCGACUACGGCAAGGAAUUCUACUUGUCUCUUUUUAUUCAGGAAAUCCUUGCUCCCCAUAGGCACAAUCAGGACAAACCACCAUACUGCCAAACCACAUCAACAAAGAAUCAUAAAGUUGAGCGGAUGUGGCCUGAAGUAAACAACAGGGUCAACUACCCACUGAAGGAGGCUCUGAUCAAUCUGACUGACCAAGAACUUCUCGACAUGGACUGUAACAUCAGCAGAUACUGUGUGUCUAACUUGACUGGUCAACUUUGUCGUCUUGGUAUGAACAGACUUGUGGAUGCCUGGAAUGAACACAGAAUCCCUGGAAAAGGUGUCCCCAAUCAACUUGCAGGGAGUGGGUGCCCUAAAAAGGUCUCACAGGUCUUACUGCCUCCGGCACCUGAAGCAGCCAACCUUUACGCUGAGGAACUGGGAGGCACCCUAACAAGAGAGUCGUCAUUUGGAACAGACCCCUUUUCAACAGAAGAAGAGAAGGCUACGGUUGAACGUCUUUUUGCUGAAACUUACCCUGACAUGGCAGAUCUGUUCAACAGCGCAGUUAACAAAAAUCUUUCACCUUUUAAAGAUGCAGUGAUCUAUCUUAUUAACUUAACUAAAAGACAAGCAUAGUAAGGUCAUGUAUGUAACUAUCCCAGUCCUAGGGUUGUUACUGUAAACAUUUAAGUAGCACUAUAACAAAACAACGUUUAACUGAACACUGUAACUCAAACUUAGAUCCACUGAUGCAGCACUUAAUCCACUUUUAUGAUAUCCUUUAAGGCUAACAAUGCCUCAGACAGACCAGUGACAACAAUCACAUUGGCUCUGAAGUUUUCCUCUCUACACUUCACACACUGCGAUGCAUUUUGAAGCCACUGGUCAAUGCAGACCUUGCAUCCUAGGAGGGUUUUACAGCAGGCGGAAAGAACUGGCUCACUCACUGGCCUUGCAAGAUAGGCAUGAGAGAUAAAUGAACAAACUCCACUAUAGGUUUUGUUGACAGUUUUAUAGAGCAGUUUAUAAGUGUAAAAUAUCUGCAUACCCUUGCACACAGUACAGUUGAAAGCAGCUUGCACGUGCUCUGCCUGUGCUUCUGUCAAGAUGUAUGUCACUCUUUCACUGAUGGCCAGCUCAGAUAGCCUUUUAAUUGUCAAGGUCACAAUUGACCUUGGAAGACUCUGGGCAGCAAGUAUCACCUCUUCUAUCUUUUCAUAGAUGUCCUGCAGGCCUGCAGUUUCAUCCUCUUUUCGACUUAAAAAAAAAAAAAAGACUUAACAUAGUCAGAUAAUUUGUUUUGUGUAAUUUAAAUGAAGUACUCUGUUUAAUAUUUAAGGGGAGCUACCUUGAUCUUCUUCGUUUGCCACUCUGCAAUUCCACAAACUCGUUCUCUGCUACAGCAAGGACUUUGCGGGCAUUCUGCUUCCAAUAGAUGGAACCUGUGGGGUGGGCACAAUCAUUAGUACUUUUCAAUAAUAAUAGGAAAUGCACAGGACAUUCAUAAUAUACAAAUGAGGUGUUGACCAUUAAUGUUGUACCUUCUACAAAAUAGAAUUGACCUAAUAGUGUGUUUAGAAUGAUUUCAGCAGUGUUUACACUUAAAACAAAGCGUGUUUCCUCUUGGGACUGGGUAAUAUGCGGCCUGAGGAAACGGUUACUAGUUAAAUGCUUUACAAAAUCCGAAUAGUAGACUAUCAUUCAUGAAUAUGUCUGUUACAUACUCUUUUCUUUCAAGUAUUCUUGAUGUCCACUGUUUCUACCUUCAUUUAAAAAAAUAGACUUUGUUAUGGCACUUUCACACAAUGUUGGCAGAAUUAACCUGUUUUCAAAUAGAUGAUUUUACACUCAAUGUAUUUUAAGUAGCAAAAUGACUUUGCAUAUAGGCUAUACAUAAUAAAAUGAGGAUUCAGCCGGGAAAAAAACCCACUAAUACCAUUUUGAUAACUUUUGAUUUGAUACAAAUUAUAGUUGGAUCUUUAAUGUGCACAAUGUUGAGUUUAUUCUGUGUGUAGGGUUAGUUAAAUAGAUUGGACUGUAGAUAACAGAAAACAUGGGGA
Messenger RNA from Xyrauchen texanus (razorback sucker), 2458 nucleotides. RefSeq lists its product as uncharacterized. Bases 81 to 1034 code for a protein of 317 amino acids. Lineage: Eukaryota; Metazoa; Chordata; Actinopteri; Cypriniformes; Catostomidae. The transcript is spliced from 5 exons. The record is from RefSeq and is a predicted model, not a curated record.